CGUGCAAGCAAUGCAGCAUAUCUCGACAACAAAUAUCCCUCCAAAUAUCAAUUAAAAAGUUAUGAAUUUCUUGAUUUUUCUCCAUUCCUUGGCGACACAGCGGUUAUUUUAUUGAGUGUUUCCAAACGCUAUCGAAGCAUGGCAAACACUGCAGUGAAGGAUUGAGAAACAAUAACGUGUUUUAAGACAAGAAAUACAAUACCAUUAGAAUGUCAGAUGAUAGUGAAGAUGAGGUUAACAUUAUGGCUCCCAUCGUGGAUGUGUCAUCUGAGAAAGGGGGCAAGUUAAACACAGCAAGGACAGAUAUAACAGAUUCCACUUACAGAUCUGAUAGCUUUGAUGAUGAUGAUGAUGAUGAUAAUGAAAGUAUAGAACAAGAUGAAGACAUUGCAAGUGAAGAUGAGAAACAUGAAAAAUCUUCCACAUCAAGAAAAACACAUCGCAAGAAAAAGAUUAAGAAAGGAAGGCAUGUUAUUGACAUGACACCUCCUGAUAAACUUCUAAAGAAAUGUCAGAAGAAAGCAAAACAUUAUGCCACAUUGAAAAAGAAUGAUAAAGCACUCAGGGAGCUCAUUAAAUGCACAGCUCUGGCUAGGAUAGUGUAUGGAGAUGGGCAUUGGAAAUAUGCAUCUGCUUAUUAUGCGUUAGCUGAGGGCUAUCUGGAACUUAAAGGUUAUGGCCCCCAGUCCAAAGAGCAUGCAGACACUGCAAAGGCUAUAAUGAUGUCGGGGAUUGCUACGUCUUCAUCUGAGUCAGAGAAGGCCUCCAUUAUGGAACUACUUAUGAACAUUCAUUUUAUCCUAGGGCGUGCACUCACAAUGUUGCAGAAAUACCCUGAGGCUGAAGCUGCCUUGACCAAAGCUGAACAGGUGGCAAAUAAGCGCAGCAAGUUGUCUUGUGUGAAGGACAGUGAGAUAGAUGAUGAUGAUACCAAGAUAUUCAUGGCUGUAGCAAGAUUGUAUGCCAAGCAACAGAAGCAUGCAUCAGCGACAGAGUAUUUUGAAAGAGCAUUGGAGAUUGUUAAACUGAAGGGAGAUGACUGUCCAGAGUUGAUUCCAAUCUACCAAUCUCUAGGCAAAGUGGAACAGAGUAAAGGGAAACAUGCUGACCAUGAACAUGCCAUUGAGAUGUUCUUGCAGGCUCAUUCUAUAUCAUCUGCAAAUAACAAGGCAGACAGCAUUGCCACAGCAGAGACAGCCAGAGCCCUUGCUAGUGCUUACUCUAAAACAGGGGAUGCUGAUGGUGAAACUUCAGCAGAGAGCUAUCUAAAUGAGUGUUUGGUCACAUACCAGCGUGUACAUGGACCGUAUCAUCAAACAACCCUGGACAUACAGGAUGACCUUGCUAGAUUGAUGGUUCGCACUGGCAGACAAGAGGAGGGCAUCUCUCUGUUGAGGUCAACUGUAGAGGCCAAGCAGGAGGUGUUUGGAGAAUACAGUGGGGAGGUUGCCGAUGUGUAUAAACUGAUAGGAUCUGUGUACCUUUCUGAGGGGAACAUGGAGAAGGCCCUCAAAGCCUUUAAAAAGUGUCAUACCAUGCAGAAAACUGUAUACGGAGAAAACCAUAAGAAAACUAAGGAUACUCAAAAAACACUCGAUGUUCUUCUAGCGAACCCUGCAUUAUCAUCAAAGAUGGGCAAGUCAAAGGCAGAUGAGUUAAAAGAUAGACCGAGAUUUAAUGGUAUAGUUAGUAGAACUGGGACAGCUGGACACUAGCAAUGCUGCAAUAUGCCAGACACUUAUCAAUGUAAUAGAGUUAACAAUACCAAGGGAUUGCAAUCAACUUCAUAUGCUCUGAUAAAGUAAAAGUAACGACACCUUUCCGACACUGAAUUCUGCUCCGAAUUUGCAAUUUCGACACCGAAUGUAUUCGACGCUGUUUCGACAAAGUUUCGAUACCGACUUUCGGCGCAGAAUCAGAUUCAAUACGGUAUCUGAAUUAUAGAAAAGAGACAUUCAACCAAUUUUCCCAUUAGAAAUUAACUAUAUUCUGCAAAAAUUCAAACCGACACAGCGCCAAAUUUGUAAUGGGAUCACAACGUUUAUUUCGGCACCGUUCAGGCGUCAAUUUGGUUGACGUUCUGGUGUCAAAAUUCAAAAUAAUUUGUAUUUGUACAUAAACUUUAUAAAAUAUAUAGUAUAUAUUAAGCUAAGUAGAAGGUGUAUUUAUAGUGUUACAUUUAUAGUUAUGUAGUUAUGUCACCACCAGAAAUUGUGACAUACAUUGUAUUGUCAGUAUUGUCUCUAUCUUUUUUUGUGGACGGUCAAUGAAUGUGUUGCAA
Owenia fusiformis is the source of this 2281-nucleotide messenger RNA. NCBI's taxonomy places the organism in Eukaryota, Metazoa, Annelida, Polychaeta, Sabellida, Oweniidae. The record is from the annotation of a GenBank genome assembly.